AGCUUCAGGCAUUGACAGAUCCCUGGCCCACCCUUCCUUAAUCAGUAGGUCCAUCUGGACGCACAAACAAGAAAGGAGGUCUCAGACUCUAGGGGUCCCCAACCUGUUAUGAUCUUCAGGGGACAAGCACUCCUGGGGUGUCACAGGAUUCAGGCCUGGAAGUUGGAAGCCUGUGUUCUUGUGAUGGUCUUGCCAUUGGCUCUGCUGUGGUCCUCUGGGUCUCAUUCUGCUCAUCUGUAUAAGAGGACAAGGAUGGUGGAAGUGGAUGUGACUAUCUGAAAGGAUCCUGGCUCUUAGCAGCUCAAGCCACAAAGGCUUUUGUUUGUUUGCAAUGCUGCGGAUUGAACCCAGGGCCUCAGACAUGCUAGACAAGCCCUUGCCAUAGACCCUGAGAAGCAGCCAGUGCUGUGACCUCCCAUCCCUGCAGGACUGACCGGUGCUGCUCACAUGCAAUAAUUAACAGCUGAGUGGCCUUCGCCCAAUCUCAGCCUCCAUUCCUGGGCUCCAUUCCCACUGCCUGCUCCACGGCCCCGUCUCCUAGGCCACUAAACCUCAGUCGUCUGCAAAGGGAGUCUAGAGCAGAGCCGAAGCCUGAGCCAGUCUGAGAGCUGCCUCCGUUCCCAGGAGUUGAAGACACACCUGGUGCUCCAGCAGGACUGAUUGCCCUGGCCUGGACUCGCCGCCGCCGCAGGUCACAGGUCUGGCAUGGCUCACCUGAUGACCGUGCCGCGGCUGCUCCUGCUGUUAUGGGUGGCCCACUGUGCCGCAUCAAGAGCCACGCGGGCCAGAGCCGACCUGCUCAAUGUUUGCAUGGAUGCCAAGCACCACAAAGAAAAACCAGGCCCCGAGGACAAUUUACACAACCAGUGUAGUCCCUGGAAGAAGAAUUCCUGCUGUUCCACCAACACAAGCCAGGAAGCCCAUAAGGACAUUUCCUACCUGUACCGAUUCAACUGGGACCACUGUGGGACGAUGGCAGCAGAAUGCAAACGGCACUUUAUCCAAGACACCUGCCUCUAUGAAUGCUCUCCUAACCUGGGACCUUGGAUCCAGCAGGUGGACCAGAGCUGGCGCAAGGAGCGAAUCCUUGACGUUCCCCUGUGCAAAGAGGACUGCCAGCAGUGGUGGGAGGAUUGCCGCACCUCCUCCACCUGCAAGAGCAACUGGCACAAGGGGUGGGACUGGACCUCAGGGUAUAACCAGUGCCCUGUGGGAGCCUCCUGCCACCCCUUCCACUUCUACUUUCCCACACCUGCUGCUCUGUGUGAGGAAAUCUGGACUCACUCCUACAAACUCAGCAACUACAGCCGGGGGAGCGGCCGCUGCAUCCAGAUGUGGUUCGACCCAGCGCAAGGCAACCCCAACGAGGAGGUGGCGAGGUUCUAUGCUGAGGCCAUGAGUAGAGCUGGGCUCCACGGGGCCUGGCCACUAGCGUGUAGCCUGUCCUUAAUGCUGUUCUGGGUGUUCAGCUGAGUUCCCUUUACCUUCUGAUGCCUAGGGAGCGCCCUGCCUGGCUUAGCCUCCCAGCUCCCAGCCUCCUUUGUGGUGGGGCCUCUGACAGCCUGUUUAAAUAAACCAGACAUUCAACAUC
Messenger RNA from Peromyscus leucopus (white-footed mouse), 1591 nucleotides. Its product is annotated as folate receptor alpha. Gene Ontology annotation, biological process: fusion of sperm to egg plasma membrane involved in single fertilization; sperm-egg recognition; cell adhesion. Lineage: Eukaryota; Metazoa; Chordata; Mammalia; Rodentia; Cricetidae. The record is from RefSeq and is a predicted model, not a curated record. Gene Ontology annotation, cellular component: external side of plasma membrane. The transcript is spliced from 8 exons. Gene Ontology annotation, molecular function: signaling receptor activity. The coding region runs from base 706 to 1473 and encodes 255 amino acids.